Molecule: messenger RNA, 9677 nt
Organism: Sarcophilus harrisii (Tasmanian devil)
Lineage: Eukaryota; Metazoa; Chordata; Mammalia; Dasyuromorphia; Dasyuridae
Gene: VANGL1
Product: VANGL planar cell polarity protein 1
Exons: 9
Coding region: 644-2257 (537 amino acids)
Biological process (GO): multicellular organism development
Cellular component (GO): plasma membrane
Source: RefSeq, a predicted model, not a curated record
CCGCCCGGGGGCCCGCCCCUCCAUCCCCGGGACUGCGCCCGCGUCCUCCGCCCGGGCUCGGGGGCCGCGCUCCCCGCCGGGGACCCCGCCCGGUCUCCCCGCAGAUGCGCCCUCCCCUGCCGCCGCACCUUCUCGGCGGCCCGCAGCCUCCCAUCCGUGCUGGGCGCCAGGCUGCCCUUCCCAGCCCGGCGCCCCGCGGCUUCCCCGCCUCCCUUGCUGGGGGGAGGGCGGGGGGGCGCUUCAGGCUGGCUGCUCCGGAGCGGGGCGAAGCCCGAGCCCGCCCCCGCUCCCGGCCGCUUCCCGGGCGGCUCAUGCGCUGCAGCCGCCCCAGAGGGGCCCGGGACUCGGCGCCGGCCCCGCGAGGGGGGACAAAGCUCCCUGGCGAGCUCCUGGGGGGGAGCUGGCGGCGGGCGCCUCUUCCCGCCCUCCCCGGGAGGACCGGGGCCGAGCCGCAGGCCCGGCCGGCGCAGCCCCGCCGCGCUUCGGGGAGCAACAGGCAGGUUGAAGAAGUCAAAGACCACCCCUCCAGAGCCCUCCCCUACAUCUCAGCAGUACCAUUGGUGAAAAGCAAGAUAGCGGUGGUCCUUUUCUCCUAAGGAAAACCAAUACUUGCCCCUUCCCAAAGGGCAAGGUGCUCUUUGCUAUGGAUACCGAAUCUACAUACUCUGGAUAUUCUUACUAUUCAAGUCACUCCAAGAAAUCUCAUAGACAGGGGGAGAGAAAUAGGGAGAGACACAAAUCCUCCCGAAGUAAAGAUGGAAGCCGUUCUGAAAAAUCUGUCACCAUUCAGGCUCCUCCAGCAGAACCACUGUUGGGCAAUGAUUCCACUCGCGCGGAGGAAGUACAGGAUGACAACUGGGGAGAGACCACCACGGCCAUCACGGGCACCUCUGAGCACAGCAUCUCCCAGGAGGACAUCGCGAGGAUCAGCAAGGACAUGGAGGACAGCGUCGGACUGGACUGCAAGCGCUACCUCGGCCUGACUGUGGCGGCAGUCUUGGGCCUGCUGGUUUUCCUCACCCCCAUUGCCUUCAUUCUCUUGCCCCCCAUUCUCUGGCGGGAUGAGCUGGAGCCAUGUGGCACAAUAUGCGAGGGACUCUUCAUCUCAGUGGCGUUUAAACUCCUUAUCCUUCUCAUUGGGACCUGGGCCCUCUUCUUCCGUCGUCAGACAGUGGAAAUGCCCCGGAUCUUUGUAUUCCGGGCCCUCUUACUGGUCCUUAUUUUUCUGUUUGUGGUUUCUUAUUGGCUUUUCUAUGGCGUGCGCAUCCUGGACUCUCGGGACCGAAAUUACCAGGGCAUUGUGCAAUAUGCAGUGUCUCUUGUGGACGCUCUUCUUUUCAUCCAUUAUCUAGCAAUUGUGUUGCUAGAGCUUCGGCAGCUCCAGCCCAUGUUCACUCUGAAAGUGGUCCGGUCAACCGACGGCGAGUCACGCUUUUACAGUUUGGGAAAUUUGAGCAUACAACGAGCAGCAUUGGUAGUUCUGGAAAAUUACUACAAAGAUUUCACCAUCUAUAACCCAACCCUCUUAACAGCCUCCAAGUCCCGAGCAGCUAAGCACAUGGCUGGCCUAAAAGUCUACAAUGUAGAUGCUGCCCUUAUGGCCAAACUGAAACUUUAUAUAACGGAUGGCCCAGGGAACAAUGCUACAGGCCAAUCUCGGGCUAUGAUAGCAGCUGCUGCUCGACGCAGAGACUCCAGCCACAAUGAAUUAUAUUAUGAAGAAGCAGAACAUGAACGUCGAGUAAAGAAACGAAGAGCCAGGCUGGUGGUCGCAGUGGAGGAAGCUUUCGUCCACAUCCGCCGGCUCCAGGCAGAGGAGCAGCAGAAGGUCCCUGGUGAGGUGAUGGACCCCAGAGAGGCGGCCCAGGCCAUCUUCCCAUCCAUGGCCAGGGCUCUACAGAAGUACUUGCGUACCACGCGGCAGCAGCACUAUCACACCAUGGAGAGCAUCCUGCAGCACCUGGCCUUCUGCAUCACCAACAACAUGACCCCCAAGGCAUUCCUAGAGCGUUACCUCAAUGCCGGCCCAACCCUGCAGUAUGACAAGGAUCGAUGGUUCUCUAAGCAGUGGACACUUGUUAGUGAAGAAGCUGUCACAAACGGACUAAGGGAUGGAGCUGUUUUUGUACUUAAGUGCUUGGACUUCAGCCUUGUAAUUAAUGUGAAGAAAAUCCCAUUCAUCGUGCUUUCUGAAGAAUUCAUAGACCCCAAAUCUCAUAAAUUUGUUCUUCGCUUACAAUCUGAGACAUCAGUUUAAAGGUUUUAUAUUUGUUGCUUUAAAAAAUAUAUAUAUUAUAUUGUGGGAUUUUUCUCUGGUUUUGGUUUCUCUGAUGCUGACUGAAACUGGCAGAUGACAGACCAGUAUUCUUUGACCAUCUGCACUUUAUUUGGAAGAAGUGAGGGGACACUUGUCCUGAAGAAAGACAACAAGAGACAUGCUCCGGUGGCUGACCGUCCUACAAAAGCCUUCUCUCUUUUUUUUUUUUUUUUUUUUUUUGCCAGAGUCUUAUAGAUAGCUGUAAACCAAAUUGAAGUUGGCAUGUUCAUGGGAACCUUGCCUUAUAACAGCUGGUCCUCUGUCUCAGUGUCAUUAAAUCCCACCUCCCCCAUCCUCCACUCUGUGCCCUGGGUUUCCUUCAUGUUCCCACAGGUUCCUACAGAAAUGCCCAUCUUCGAAGUAACUCUCCUGGUGUAUCCCCACAGGGUAGGUCUAGAGUUCACCCUUGGAACAAAGGGAUCCUGACUGGCCCAGGUUGGUCUGCCUGGCCCACUUCCUCAUGGUAGGCCAUGGGCCAUUACACAAAAUGCCUUUCUUUUUUUCAUCUUUGCUGCCUUCCGGUCCUUCAGAGAAGUCACAGUGAAUAAGUGCACUAUCGAAUUGUGGCUCUUUCCUCACUCCUGUUCCUUACUCCCCAAAGAUAACUACUUUGCUCUGUUUGUCUUACUUUAACCCUGCUUCCGUCUUGCCUGGGAGCACCUUUUGGUCUGUGGUGGUGGUUACUGGCUCUUCUCCUUAGAGUUGGGAGGAUUAAAUAGGGUAAAACCCCAGGUUCUCUGACCCCUCUUUACUUGAAACCAUUCAUAAUAGCUACUUAGAUGUUCACAUAAAUCUCCCUGCCCUUCGUCCUGCAUCCUUACUCACCUCCGAGAUAGGCCAUCACCAGGGGAGAAUUCCAUUCUGAUUCAACGAGAGAUUAUGAAACUCCUAUUAGUGACAUAAACUACUAGCUGUGGUUUCAAGAUGGGAAGGUAUGAUUGAGUGUCAUCCAGGUUGGGAUGGAGAGGGUGAGAGAAAUAAAGAGGGGGAAAAGAAAAGAGAGAGAAUUAGAGAAUGAGAAUAUAAAUAUACAAGACUUCCUCCAAGGUUGCCCUGCUAACAAAGAUCAAACCAUAUCUUGCUGUAAUGGCAGCUAAUUACAUCCAAUUCCGCUUUAUUUUCUGACCAUCUUCACUGUGUGACUUUUUGCCUCCAGUCACUACAAGGAAGAAAGGAAGAUAUUUUGGUACCUGUUGUGGUCUUUUAAGUUAUUUCUGUGGUGGAAUGGAGUGGCAACAGGUAGGAGAGAGAGCAGUUAGGUGAAUCAGAAUUAGUUUGCUUACAUGUAGCUUGUUUUCAGGGGUUUCCUUACCCAGUUAUAUAACUGGAGGAGCUGUCUUAUGGCUAAUCAUCAACUUUGGUGCUGAAACAAACCAGAACCUGUCAAGGCACUGCUGGGAGUGCAAAGUUUUUAGCACUGUGUCUCAGACAGGGCCAUCUUGAAGCAGGAGCAUCUUAUGCCUUCAGCUUCUAUGUUCCCACCACAGAUAUUUGCAAUUUUAUUUUAAAGUAUUCAGUAUUGUUUUCCAGCCAGGUCUUUCAAGUCCUCUGUUACAUUGCCUAAAAUGAUUUCAGCAUCCAGUGUGCAUUAAUUUUAAGAACAAUUUUGUAUGUUUUUAUGAUUGUUUGGUAUUUUAUGAAUCGUUUUAAAAAAUCUUUGGAGGUUAUCAUGAUACCUGUUACUAUCAGACUACAUUCUUGGGUUGGUAGUGUUCUAAUUCUGCAGUGAAAUGGAUAAUAGAAAAGGGAGAAUCUUUGACUUUAUUCAGUGUCAGAAUUUACCAUUCAAUUCCUAAGACAUCCCCCGUCUGGCUUUCGUUGGAGAUACAUAUCACUUACCCCAUGAUGCUGCUUUCCUUUGGGAUUUUGCCCUCAAAACUGGAAGUUGCUUAAAAUGCUCAGGCACCUUCUCAGGAAAUAUAUUUUGUAGUGUGAGAAUGGGAUCUUAGUCAAGUGCAGGAUAGAUCGGCAGCUGCUGGAUAAUAAAUAUGUUUGCUUUUAAAGGGCAUAGAAUCCCAUGCCUUUUAAGGGGAUGCUGGCAAGACAAAAGUUCUGGUCCUUAAAAAGAAUUCCUUUUUGAUAUUAAUCAGCCUUUUCAGAGCUAACCUGGAAGAAGCUAAAUUGAGCUUUCUUUCUGCCCACUAUUAGUGCAGUUUCUUCUUUGAAUUUCUCCAGCCUUAAGACAGUGAUAGGGGAGUUUAUUUUCAUUCUCUUUAAAAGCUUUGACUAUCAUUUGUGCAUUCCCAGCACUAUUGGGAAAGACUGAAACUGAGAAACUCAUUUUCCCCUUGAACUCAGACCAUAUAUAGAAACUUAUUUGGUUUUCUAAAGAAAACCAAAAUCAGUUUUUAAAAAUUAGAACUUGGGUUUUUAGGGCUAACUUGGAUUGAGUUUCUUAUAGAUCUGAUAAAGUUAAGUCCUUUUGCACUAUAUUUGAUACUAUAUUUGUAUCUCUUAAGAUUUAGAGAAUAAAUGUGAUAAAACCCAUUGGCAUAUGGUACUCCAAAGCAACUUGCUGAAACAAUACAGCUGUUAAGAAUUUUCUCAUUGAAUCCUUCUGACAGGUCCUAUGACAAAUUAAAGGUAAAAGAAAAAAAAGACGCUACUGGGGAAUAUACAUAUACAUAUAUAUGUAUAUAUUACAUAUAUAUAUAUAUAUUCACAUAUAAAUCUCAAAGAUAAAGGAUCUGUGUAGUUAACUAAAAGAGGCUUCAGAUUGCCUUUACAUGCCAUUUUUACUUUCUGUUGUACCCACUAACUGUAACAUUCAAGUUUACAAAGUACACAUGCACAGACUGCUCCCAGACUUUAUAAAGACUAUGUUGUCUGAUUUUUCUUCCCUGGGGAUUUGUUAAGGGAGAACUUAAAAUCAAAUGUGUCUUUCAUAUACAGGUCAAAAGAUAUGGCAUACUUCUUAAGUGCCAGCUCUUUUGAGUGUUUCCAAUUCUCUUGUGUCUUUAGUAUUAUCUUAAGCACCCAAGCUUUUAUUUGCCCCUUGAAAAGUUGAAGGACUGAGCUCAAGAGAAAUGGAAUCUAAGAACUAGAAGGAGCUAUAAAGACUAUGUAGUCCAUUCUCCUAAUUCUAUGAAGAGAGACCCAGAAUAGUGACGAAACUUAGCCAAUAUCACAGGGGAUAAUCAGUGGGAAAGUUGAGAUUAGCUUCAAUUUAUUUUAUUUUCCCCCAACUACAUGUUAAAACUUUUUUUUUUUUUUUAACAUUUGGGUCUUUUUAAAAAAAAGUUUUGUGUUCCAAAUUCUAUCAAUACCUCAAGUGAUCUCCCAACUCCUGUUGCCAACCUAAUAAUCUAUUCUCUCUCAUUUUCUCCAACCUGUAUAUAAGCCAAAUCUGUUUAUAAUAUAUGGCAAAAUGUCUCACAUUAUUUGGUGUGACUCAGAUUUUGUUGUGUCAAGACUAUUGGCUUAUGUUUGAGAAUCCUUUUUAUUAUAUAGAGAUUUGGGCUGUGAUGGUAUUUUUUAUUACAUGAUUGGGCCUUUAUCUGUAUAUUCUCUCACAAAAGGGAAGCAUACUCAUUUCUGUCUCCCCACGAUUUCUGUGUCUAUCUCCACAUCAUUUUUGUCUUGGUCUGCAAAUUGAUUACCAUACAUCUACCUUGCAGCUAUGGACUAAAUGAAUUUCUUAGCCACUUGGGGCUGGAUAAAAGGGUCCCUUUUGACACAAAAUUGUAGCCCAGGGAGAAUAGAAGAUAGGUUUCCAUAAUAGAAAGAGUCCGUCUGUGUUUAAACAUCUGCAUCCAUUAGUGUGCUUCUGUUCCUGUCUGUGAUUUUAAUGUAUAUGUGAAAGAGAGCACAAAUUUGUUAUAUCUAUGGGAUAUAGGUGAGAAUCUGUGUAAGAAUGCAUGGAUCCAUGUUUGUAUCCCCAGUUAUGUGUUUGUAUACCAUCUCUUGGUGGUUCUCCAACUAGAUUUUGAGAGAUACAAGCCAUUCAAUGAUUUUGUUUUUAAAAUAAUGUUUCCCCACCCUCCUACUACUAAUUUCUUUCCCACGCUUCCAUUUCUAUUUUCUAAUCUCUGAAGCCAAGUCACAUUGAUUUCUCCCAAUAAUAACAAUGUGAGAUAGGAAUCUACUCCCUUAAAACAAACUUGGAGCCAAUAAAAUUAGCUGCAUGUAGAACAUUUCUGUAUUUCAAGACCCCUACCAAAGUCAGUGAAAUAUGAGAGACCAAAUCCCAGUGUAACAGUUACUAUUGUUGUAGAACACUCGCUACGUUGGAGCCUUCUAGGAACACUACCUAUCCUCCCAUAAAACACGAGUCCUAAAUUAUUUACUAUUGGAAGUACCAGGGAAAUGUCACACUUUGUAACUUAUAACAGAGCCCUGCAUGAAAAUUACAGAGUGAGGUUGGGGUCCAUAGUUCCAACAAUUUGAGGGCUUGGAAAGAGGGAAGCAUUAACCUCAAGGUCCCAGCUUGUUGCUUGAAGUUAAUGUCAAAGGUUUGGUUUGGUCUUAAUGACCUGAAGGUGGGAGCUACAGAUCUGAGCUCUCCUUGGAAGACUUUCUAAAUGCUCUUGACCCACAGUGAAUUUGGGGCUGUGCUCUCCCACCUAACAGCAAUGAUUCCCCACUACCUCCUUCCUCUUGGAUUGGAAGACUAUCUCUCUAGGUUCAGCCUCGUGCCUUUCUGUAUCCCAGGCCACUUCUGGGCCCAGCUCUGCUGGUAUUCUUCUCCCUAUGUCCUAGAGGUGGAGAAAUGAUCACAGGGAAUUGAACUGGCCUGGCUGAGUGCCUGGGAAGUGCAGGAAUAUCCACUCUGCCUUGUGCAUCACCUAUAAACCAUAGACCAUACUGUAAAUGUGAAUAGGUAUCUGGAGCUGAAAGGGAUCUUAGGGUUUAUGUUCAACCCUUUUGAUUUUAUAGUGAAGGAAAUUGGGACAUAGAAAGGUCAUUUCCUCCCUAUCACAUAACUAGUCAUUUCUGAAGUAGGGUUUGAAUUCAGAUCUUCCUGGCUUCAAGUCCUGUAGUCUGUCCACUUAGUCCUGCUACCUCUUAUUUCUUCUGAGUAGUUCAAAGGUAUUAAAUGAUAAUUGUUGAGAGAACAGAGAGGAAGUCAGAAUGAAAGAUUUGUAAUUCUUGGAAAUAAUUUUUCUCUUUACCCAUUUUGUCAAAGGAUUGCUUUGAGGUUUUCCUGUUUCCCCUUCUUCCCACUGCUGCAUCACUGGUUUGAUCCAACCAGAAAAUGGGGCCAAACUCAAAUCUGUGAGCUCUGCUAUUCUGUGGCAGGGGUGCUGUAGUUUAUUGUUGUUUGUGUGUUUUUAUUUUUAUUAUUAUUAUUAUUUUAAUGAGGGAGGAGUUUAAAACUACUGGAAAAAUGGGAUUUGUGGAACGUGCAAACUUUUUUUUUUCCUAUUAUUGACCUUUUUUCCUACCACCGUAUCCCAAAUCCCAAUCUUUUGAAUUUGUGAUCACUUGCCUACCAGAUAAAUCCUUUUAAUAGGGUCAAGUUCUAAGACCUCCAAAUUUUCUAAAUCCCUCCCCCGCCCCCCAAUUUGGGAUACAUGAGUUAACUGGCUCUCACAGAAUUGCUUGGUAAGUGAAUGAAUUAAUAAUAAUUAAGAAUCUGUGGUUGGACUAAAGUUACCCUUGUAAAAAAUUCAAGGAACUUCACUCAUGUUCCAUUCCUUAGUCCAUUCUUUUGCCAAGCAGCCCUUAGAAGAGCAAGAAGCUUUUAUCUUGAGUACUGGAGAAAAAAUGAGAGCAGCCUCCAAAGUUCUCCCUUCAGAGGGCCUUUCUUCCUUCUGGAGAAAUGUCUGUGUGAAAAAGAAAUGAAUGUAUAACUGUCUUUGGUCUUGUGUGUAUGAAUGUGUGUUUAUUUCUUCAUUCUUACAAUUGAUCAGGCUCUGUUAAAAAUAACAGCCUAUCAAAGCUUCCAUUCUAAGGUGGGGGUGGAGGGGCUGUUGUGACUCAGGGAAUUGAUAAUGGGGGCUCAGGACAUUUCCCCCACGGGUGGCGCAUUUUAGUUGAGUGAAAACUGGCCCAGAAUUCCAGCUGUUCCAGUAAUCACUCCAGGAACCCACAUGAAAAAGACUUGGUGGCCCCAUUUCAAUUCUAGCAGUUUUUAGUCAGAAAACAAUGAGCUUUGAACAUGCAUCCUUGCUUGGUCCCCUGUGAAAAUCUGAAAUGGAAAGUUGCUAACCCAACACUUAUCUCAUGGAUGUAGUCACCGUCGUCACCCCCAGCCAUGACUCCAUGAGACGCGGAUACCGGGGUCCUCCCCAUAGUGCUGGAGGGAUUCCUUCAGACCUCUCAGCAUCUUGUGGGUCCCAGUGUAGAGCACUCAGGCUGGGCUCGAGAGGCUGACCACUGGCGAUAAAAUCUUACUAUGGCAACCCAUAGGGUCUGAGACCAUUCUUUGCCAAGGACCUUUGGGAGGUGGGAUGGGGGACAAGAAAGAGUUUAUUCAGUUUAUAAGAUGAUUCACUGUGUAUGCUUAAAAAGAAAUGUCCACUAGUGCAUUUGAAGUAAAAUUUCAUUUUUGCUCAAUUUUUUUGUGUGCGCACACCUGGGCAAGAAAAGCACAAUUACACUUGGAGUUGGUGUCUGUCCAUUGUUCUCGAAGAAGACGUGACAUUGAAGAGAUGAUUCCAUGACGCACAAGUAAAUUGGAUUUAAGUGAGGGAGGGCUGUGCAAAGUCAACUGCCUCAGGGCUGUGGUCAGUGUCCCUCUCACACAUGUGUUCCUUACAUUUGGAGUAGAGAGGAGGGAGAAUGCAGAAGAAAUAGGUGAUCUUCACAGUUUGUAACUAAGAGCGACUACAUUGCACUUGGUCUCUUGCUAGCCACCUGCACCCAGGAGCCAGAAUGAGCUUGGUCAUACCUGACUAGAGCCAGGGCUCAAUGGCUAAAGCCUAGAAUCCAGCACCAGCAAAAGUAACUACUAACCAAAGGUCCACAAGCCUUUGUGCAACGACAGCUUUGAUCCAGAGCUUCCUAGGGAAUAAUUUUACAACUGCUGCACCUUCCACCCAUUGGGUCAUUGGGUAUGACAAAGCCUGAUUGUGCGUUUUUCCUACACAAACUAUGUGGAGUUCAGUGUAUUUGUUUUCAACGUGUACAAGACUGAAUCAAUGCUAACCAGCAUCUAUCUGCACAUGUAACUUUAAUUGCUAUCUUUAAAAUUUUUAUUAAAUUAAAUUUUUCUAGUUGUGAAGUUGGUAGCAAAAUUUUAGUGUCUGUGAUGAACACAAAGUCUAGCAUCCUGAGAUUGUUUCAGUUUGGGUCCACAAGUCCUAGUUUGUUUGUUUGUUUGUUUUCCUACCUUCUGCUCCUCUCCCAAUAAAAUAAAACAUUUUACACUUUGCAUAUUUUGUACUGUAAAUCUUGGAAAAUAAACAAAUCCAAAAUA